UGGCUGGAAGCAAUGGUCUUCCGGGUUUAGGUGUUUGCAAAGCUCUCGUGUGGUGCGCCCGGUCUGUUUGGUUAAAAUGUUCGUCUACACGAUCGCGUUAGUGGCGAUCGCCAUAUUUUGUGCGCUAAAGUACUUCUACUCGUACUGGGAUCGCCAUGGCAUCGCCAAUAUCAAGCCGCAGAUCCCGUUCGGAAAUCUACAGACAGUGGUAGAGAAAAAAGAGUCAUUCGGUAUCGCCAUCAACAACCUGUAUCACCGAACGCAGGAUCGUCUCGUCGGCGUGUAUCUGUUCUACCGGCCGGCCUUGCUGAUUCGUGAUCCGCAUCUCGCCAAGAGGAUCAUGGUGAACGACUUCGCGUCUUUUUACGACCGCGGAAUUUACUGCAACGAACACCGGGAGCCGCUGUCGGCCCACCUCUUCGCGCUUCCCGGUCAGCAGUGGAAGAGUAUGCGCAGCAAGCUAACGCCAAUCUUCACGUCCGGACAGUUGCGUAACAUGUUCCCAACGUUCCUGGAUGUGGGAAAGAGGCUGGACGAGUGCCUGCAGCCGCUCGCCGCAAGCAAGAAGAUCGUCGACGUGCGCGACAUCUCGUCCCGGUACGUGCUGGAUGUGAUUGCGUCCGUAUUUUUUGGGCUCGACACCAACUGUCUCGGCAAUCCUGACGACCAGUUCCGUGAGGCCUUGAUCGAAUUCAAUUCGGGCACUUUCUUGCAAAACAUCCGCACGGCGGGAAUCGGCAUCUGUCCUGGUCUUUUGAAGUGGACUGGAAUUAACGGUUUGCCCCCGGUCAUGUCCAAGUUUGUGAUGGAUGUGAUCACGGAACAGAUCUCCUAUCGGGAGAGGAAUCAUACUUCCCGGAAAGAUUUCAUCCAGCUGCUCAUUGAUCUUCGGCGAGAGGAGGGCAAGAAUUCAGGCAACUCACUUACGAUAGAGCAGUGUGCGGCCAACGUGUUCCUGUUCUACGUGGCCGGAGCGGACACUUCCACCGCCGCUAUUUCCUACACCCUGCACGAGCUGUCCUAUCAACCGGAAGCGACGGCAAAGGUGCAGCGCGAGAUCGACGAUCUGUUGGAGAGUAGUCACGGUGCCAUUACGUACGAGAACAUCCAAGAAAUGAAGUACUUGGAUCUGUGCGUGAAGGAAACACUUCGCAAGUACCCUGGGCUACCGAUACUGAAUCGGGAAUGUACGAUAGAUUAUCGAGUUCCCGACAGUGACAUUGUUAUUCGGAAAGGCACCCAGAUAGUUAUACCUUUGAUGGCCAUCAGCAUGGAUGAGAAGUACUUCCCAGAUCCGCAGCUGUACUCUCCGGAGCGGUUCGAUGACGAGACAAAAAAUUACGAACCCGAUGCGUACUACCCGUUCGGGGUGGGACCGAAAAACUGCAUCGGUCUCCGGCAAGGUGUUUUACUGACGAAGAUUGGACUCAUUUUAAUGCUGUCAAAGUACAAUUUCUACGCCACGAUUCCACAGACGAUCACUUACGAAGCCGCCACCUUUAACUACGUGCCGAAAGGAGGCAUUCCCAUGCGAAUCGAACUUCGUUAGCGUUAGCAAAAAUAGCGUCAAACGUUUGUGAUAAAUAAUGAAAUAUUUAGUACUAUUUCGGUCGAAGUAAAAGAAAGAUUUGAAGCUUUUUUGAUAGUAAAAAAGGA
This is a messenger RNA of Anopheles bellator, 1656 nucleotides long. RefSeq names its product cytochrome P450 6d3-like. The record is from RefSeq and is a predicted model, not a curated record. The transcript is spliced from 2 exons. The coding region runs from base 77 to 1549 and encodes 490 amino acids. Gene Ontology annotation, molecular function: iron ion binding; monooxygenase activity; heme binding. Lineage: Eukaryota; Metazoa; Arthropoda; Insecta; Diptera; Culicidae.